This is a messenger RNA of Dufourea novaeangliae, 986 nucleotides long. RefSeq names its product THO complex subunit 7 homolog (gene thoc7). The record is from RefSeq and is a predicted model, not a curated record. The transcript has 2 exons. Gene Ontology annotation, cellular component: THO complex part of transcription export complex. The coding region runs from base 136 to 801 and encodes 221 amino acids. Lineage: Eukaryota; Metazoa; Arthropoda; Insecta; Hymenoptera; Halictidae. Gene Ontology annotation, biological process: mRNA export from nucleus; mRNA processing.
UAUAAUGUAUGGAUAUGAAUGAUAAAUAAUUAGUAGAAAUUGUAGGAAAUAUUACAAUAUUCGGAUUGUUUUAUUCGUCAUUCUGUGUGGUGGAGAGGGUAAAAUGUCUGACGGUGAGUUUGCAUUCUACACAUAAUGAUAACCUGUUAUGAAGUUCGAAUAUAUUUAGGAAUAUGUUGUUUUUUCUUAGAAGAGGUAAUACGUCGGAGAUUACUCAUAGAUGGAGAUGGAACUGGGGAUGAUCGUAGAAUUAACAUGCUUCUGAAAUCGUUUAUAAAAUGGGUGAAUAAUCCUGAUGUGGAUAACACGCUGCACGAAAGGAUGUUAUCACAACUUGCUCAGUGUGAAUUUGCACAAAAGAAAUCCAGACUGGUCUCAAAUAUGAGCCAAGAUGAAUUGAAGAGCUAUGAGAAGUUGUCAAAAGAAAUAGAGAUUCAGAUAGAAGAAGCCAAAAAGGAUAUAGAAAGAACAAAGGCAGAAUUGCAGGAAGCAAAGCGUGUAAGAAAAAACAGAAUAGAGUACGAUGUAUUAGCAAAAGUUAUAAAUGAGCAACCAGAUAGGGUAGAAACAAAUUUAAAACUUGCUACAUUACGUGAAGAAUUAGGCAGAUUAAAGGAGAAGUCUGAGCAAUUAGAACACAAAUUGGAAAUGAGACGUAAACAAUUCCAUGUUUUAAUAUCUUCUAUACAUUCAUUGCAAGGAAUGUUGGAUGAAUGUGAUGAAGAAAUAAUGGAUGUAAGUCUGGAGAACUAUGAAGACACUAACAACCCAUCAGUGCCUUCUAAAUCUGAAGAAUCCUGAUGUAAUGAUGUAUUGUGUAUACAAAAAUGUGUCUGAAUUUAAACUUUUUAUACAUAUGUUUACCAACUUGCAUUGUCCUUUCAACUACUUCAUACAAUGUUGCUACUUUCAAAAAUCUUGUACAAUAAAAGAAGAGAAUUAUUAACCGCAAAUAUCAUGCAUACAAGUAUAUAUGUAUAGGUAAG